GCAACGUGAUAUGUAUCACGCACCUACGUGAUAUUAGUGAUCGUAUGAAACAGUUACGUGAAAAUUGCGAAGAAUUAAAGAAACUUCAAGAAAAUUAAAGAAGAAUAAAGUAAAGUAUAUAAUAAGAUGCGAUAAUUUCAUUAAUCUACAUGGUUCGCGAUGGUGCGAAUUUGUUUUUUGUGCAAGAAGAAAGCAACGAAAAAUGCAAAUUUUACAAUACACGAAUUUCCAAAAGAAGUGAGCAUUCGAGCACAAUGGUUGCAUGCCUGCAAAUUAUCUGAUAAGGACAAUGUGACGCAUGUAUACAUAUGCUCUGAUCAUUUUAUACAGAGUGACUAUAGACAUAGUACGGAACUGCUGGUCCAAAAGAAAUGGUUAUUGAAACCAGAAGCAGUGCCUUCCAUUGGUGUUCUAAAUCCUCCAGCUACCAAACUGCAGUUCCAGUCAACAUUCAAGGAUGUUAUUCAAGAGAAACGUCAUGACAAUGAACAGCAAAAGCUGUAUGCUACUCCAAAGAAACGGAGAUUUGCAGAGCCUCGGUACGUAUCCGAAAUUACAACUUCCGAUUUUUCAUCACCUAAGAGAGCCCGAAGAGUUAUUAAUAUGGUGAACAAAACCUAUAAAGAGAAAUGUAAUUUGAUCCAUAAUCUGCAGAAAACAAAUUGAGCACUGUGUAAACGCAUUACUACUUUAGAGGAAUUGGUAACGCAUUUGCGUAAAGAAGCAUUAAUGUCAGAAGAAGGUGCAGACACUUUAAUGCCACAGAGACAAGCUACAUUGUGCUAGAAUAAUUAAAUAAAAUAGAAUAAACUGACUGAUCAUUUUAUAUUAAGAUUUCAUGCACA
Messenger RNA from Pseudomyrmex gracilis, 845 nucleotides. RefSeq lists its product as uncharacterized. The transcript has 5 exons. The record is from RefSeq and is a predicted model, not a curated record. Bases 160 to 666 code for a protein of 168 amino acids. NCBI's taxonomy places the organism in Eukaryota, Metazoa, Arthropoda, Insecta, Hymenoptera, Formicidae.